CCCCGCAGUUCGCUUCACCCAUUUCGAAGUUCCAUUUUGCCGAUCGGCCGAGGUUUGUAGUCUGUAGAGAGAUGGCACCCAAGGCGGCGGAGAAGAAGCCCGCGGAGAAGAAGCCCGCAGAGAAGAAGCCGGCCGCCGGAGAGGAGAAGAAGGCGGUGGCCGAGAAGGCGCCUGCAGAGAAGAAGCCCAAGGCGGAGAAGAAGCUGCCGGGAAAAGAAGGAGCGGACAAGAAGAAGAAGAAGUUGAAGAAAGGAACGGAGACGUACAAGAUCUACAUUUUCAAGGUGCUGAAGCAGGUGCAUCCUGAUAUCGGGAUCUCCAGCAAGGCAAUGGGCAUCAUGAACUCCUUCAUCAACGACAUCUUCGAGAAGCUUGCUCAGGAGGCGUCUCGACUCGCCCGCUACAACAAGAAGCCCACCAUCACCUCGCGGGAGAUCCAGACCUCCGUCCGCCUCGUCCUCCCCGGCGAGCUUGCCAAGCACGCCGUCUCCGAGGGCACCAAAGCUGUCACUAAGUUCACUAGGGAGAAGAAGCCUGCGGAGAAGAAACCUGCGGAGAAGAAACCUGCUGCCGCAGAGGAGAAGAAGGCAAUGGCGGAGAAGGUCCCCGCAGAGAAGAAGCCCAAGGCGGAGAAGAGACUGCCUGGGAAAGAAGGGUCGGACAAGAAGAAGAAGAAGUUGAAGAAGGGAUCGGAGACGUAUAAGAUCUACAUAUUCAAGGUGCUGAAGCAGGUGCAUCCUGAUGUCGGUAUCUCCAGCAAGGCGAUGAGCAUCAUGAACUCCUUCAUCAAUGACAUCUUCGAGAAGCUUGCGCAGGAGGCGUCCCGUCUCGCUCGCUAUAACAAGAAGCCCACCAUUACCUCGCGGGAGAUUCAGACAUCCGUCCGACUGGUUCUCCCCGGUGAACUCGCCAAGCACGCCGUCUCCGAGGGCACGAAGGCCGUCACCAAGUUUACGAGCUCUUGAUCAUGCAGAGGGGUUCUUAUCUUUUGGCUUUUUCCUCUUCUUCGAGGGAGGGGUUUCAUUUUCCUCCUUCUAAUGAACCGGUGGAAACAGCGAGUGCGGGGGGAUUUGGGUUUUGGGGAUGACUAGCGAUUUGUGGUCCGUGUAAAUGAAAACUUAAACUCUUGUUACCCUUUUACAAUGAAGUUAGUUUAGUUCUCUCUC
Molecule: messenger RNA, 1166 nt
Organism: Nymphaea colorata (pocket water lily)
Lineage: Eukaryota; Viridiplantae; Streptophyta; Magnoliopsida; Nymphaeales; Nymphaeaceae
Exons: 2
Coding region: 72-965 (297 amino acids)
Biological process (GO): nucleosome assembly
Cellular component (GO): nucleosome
Molecular function (GO): structural constituent of chromatin; protein heterodimerization activity; DNA binding
Source: RefSeq, a predicted model, not a curated record